Molecule: messenger RNA, 1385 nt
Organism: Haplochromis burtoni (Burton's mouthbrooder)
Lineage: Eukaryota; Metazoa; Chordata; Actinopteri; Cichliformes; Cichlidae
Product: fibroleukin-like
Exons: 2
Coding region: 644-1075 (143 amino acids)
Source: RefSeq, a predicted model, not a curated record
GAGGCAAAUAUUAUCAGAAGCCAUUUUUCCAUUUUGUUAUUGGGCUCGCUAUUUAGCUUUCUACAUAAAACUCCUUAUACAGGGAGUAGAGAGUAGUGAAUGAUCACAAGUACAAAAACAACAUUUUUGGCUCAUAAGGCCAACAAGAGUUUAUGGCUUUGAGGUCAGGGUAAUGCUGCCUGUUGGUUUGGCAUGCUCUUAAACCCCAUUCAUUUCAUUUUUAUCUUUUUGUGCAGACUUAUUUACUUGGCAAAUGAAGGAGAAAAGGCACCAUUUUCAAAAGAAGACUCAAGUUACAUGUGGACUAGGCCUUAGGGAAAUGAUGACCACAGUAGAUGAUCUGACCCCAUUUCAACUGAUCAUAAAGUUGCAGAUAUAAAACAAAUUAUUCAAAACAACCUUCUGAGCAUGUCUGAAUAUCCAGCAUUAAACUCCCACUAAAAGAAUGUCUCCUCUCGUCCUCUCCUGUUUUCAUCUAUUGGAGUACACAUGCAUUUUGCUAAAAAAAUUGAAAUUCUAACAUAGUAUGUGAGCUUUAUAUAUAUAUAUAUAUCAGCAUGCCUCAUUUUGUUCCUUUCUAUCCUGCAGAGGUGAGUUCUGGCUGGGCAAUGACCAUAUCCAUUUGCUGACAAAAGCAAAAGAUAUGAUUCUGCGUAUCGAGCUAGAGGACUUUGAGGGUGUCCGGGAAUAUGCAAAGUAUGAUCAGUUCUAUGUGGCCAAUGAGUACCUACGCUACCGUCUGUCUGUCAGUGGAUACAGUGGGACGGCUGGGAACGCCCUCAGUUUCAACAAGCACUUCAACCACGACCAGAAGUUCUUCUCCACACCCGACCGCGACAACGACAUGUACCCCUCUGGGAACUGCGGCGGCUACUACAGCUCCGGCUGGUGGUUUGACGCCUGCAUGUCUGCCAACCUCAACGGGAAGUACUAUCACAAGCGAUACAAGGGAGUCAGGAACGGGAUCUUCUGGGGAACGUGGCACAACAUGUCGACCGAGUACUACCCCACCAACUACAGGCAGGCUUUUAAAACUGUCAAAAUGAUGAUACGGCCCAAGAACUAUGGUCCUUAAAAGGACAGGUAAAUAUUGGUGAGUGCAGUCAUGCAGGCAAAGACAAAGAAAAUGGAAGAGCAAGUACAUAAGGACUCAUACACACAUACACUCACUAGUAGUCAUGCAUUUACACAUUUACACAUGCGUACGUGUGCACCGAUAGGACUAUAAGUAGUUUGGUGCAUUAAUGAUAACAAUAAUUGUGAAAAAUUUAAGUGUGCUAUUACUUUUCCACUCUAGUGAGUGUGGCCUUCAAAAUGUUGGAUUAAAAUGAUGAUAAUAAAGGACAAUGGACUAUGAACAAUGAUGGACUAAUAAAAUUCUUUUU